CUUGUUUUUGCUUCAGUUUAUUUUCCUCCGGGCACUGGAUGUCCGACCCAGAGAGCCGCUCCGACACCGAAUCUGAGCGUUCAUCGCCCGGCGAGAGCCGUCACCCCGGCCCCUGUCCCACACACACCUCUGCCGCUCCACUUUCCCUCUGAGCUGGAGCCGUCCUCCGCCGCAGACAUCGAGGGAAGCGGUGAAACGGAUCCCGGGCCUCCAGUCCAGUUCGGAGGGGGGGAAGGAGGUCGCUGGGAAGCGGGAUGGAGGGCGCGGACGGAGCGGGCGAGCCGGGCCGGCGCCGCCAGUUCGGCUGCGCCUCUUUCAACCAAGACUCCACGUCACUGGCCUUGGGAACAAGGAGUGGCUACCAGCUUUUCUCUCUGACCUCGGUGGAAAAACUGGACUGCAUCCAUGAGAGCGCGAACACUCCAGACGUCUACAUCAUGGAGCGUCUGUUCUCCAGCAGUCUGGUGGUGGUGGUGAGUGCUGCCAUGCCGCAGCGGAUGAACAUCUAUCACUUCAAGAAAGGGACGGAGAUUUGUAACUACAGCUACCCCAGCAGCAUCCUUUCCGUCAAGCUCAACAGACAGAGGCUGGUGGUGUUCCUCGAGGAGUCCAUUUAUGUCCACAACAUUAAAGACAUGAAACUUCUCAAGACUCUGCUCGACACUCCGUCCAACCCCUCAGGUCUCUGCGCUCUGUCCACCAAUCAGUCCAGCUCCUACCUGGCGUAUCCUGGCAGCGUCACGUCUGGGGACAUCGUUGUACAUGACACCAACAGUUUGAGCACAGUGGCCACCAUCCCGGCCCAUGACAGUCCGCUGGCAGCGCUCGCCUUCAACGCCUCAGCCACUAAACUCGCCAGCGCCUCAGUGAAGGGGACUGUGAUCCGGGUCUUCUCUGUUCCUGAAGGCGAGCGUCUAUUUGAGUUCCGCAGAGGCAUGAAGAGGUAUGUCAACAUAAGCUCCUUAUCCUUCAGUUCGGAUGCCCAGUUCCUCUGUGCCUCCAGCAACACAGAGACUGUUCACAUCUUUAAACUGGAACAACUGGGACCAAGUGCAGAGGACGAGGCGGCUACCUGGACAGCCUACAUGGGGAAGAUGUUCUCUGCAGCCAGCAGCUACCUCCCUGCUCCGGUUUCUGGCAUGAUGAGCCAGGACCGGGCUUUCGCUACCGUUCACCUCCUCUCAUCUGGUCAGAGGAACGUUUGCACCUUAGUCACGAUCCAGGGGCUCCUGCGGCUGCUGGUGGCCACCGCCGACGGCCAGCUCUUCAUCUAUAACGUGGAUCCACAGGAUGGAGGCGAGUGCCAGUUGGCUUACAAACACAGGCUCGUUGGUGUUGAUGAUGAAACGCACAGUGGAGAGAUGAAGUCAGAGGGGGGGCAGCUCACACAGGAAACACACUCCUCUCCAUCUUAUGCAGAAACUGCUGCCUUACCAGCUUCUGGUCAUGCUACUGCAACCCUCACUGGCUACUCUGAAGACGGCGGGGCGAAACAGGGGGACGUGAUUCCUGAGCACGAGUUUGCUGUGGGGCCGGUGUGUCUGGACGACGAGAACGAGUUCCCUCCUGUGAGCAACCAGAAGUGCUGACUAUCAGCCGUAGACUCUCACUGCAGCAGAUUAUCCGUUCUUGCCGCAGCGGGACUGGAGAUGGCCAGGGCUGAGUGUGGAGAGGAACUGAGAGAGACGGACAGGCGUCAGCCGGCGAGGUGAACGGAAGAAAUCCGUUCUCAGAGUUCCAGCAUGAAAAGAGGGAAACACCCGAAGGCCACGCAGCAAGGAAAACAAAUCGGAGAUGUCAUUUCAUCUGAGAAUGAAAGUGUUUACUCUGGAAUACCAGUUGAAAACAAAAGGCUUGGAUAGAGUUUGGAAUGCUGAAUGACCAACACGUCUGACUUUGCUGGAAACAUGAGAUGCAUGUUUGGUAGGAAAUAUAACCACAACUUUGAUUUUAUCCUUACUUGUCAAAUAUACAGAUGACAUGCAUUAGUGUAGCAGAAUUAGUUUUGCCUUAUCAUUUCAGUUUACAUAUCACGUUUGUAUUGUAAAUAGUGUUCCGUCUCAUCGAAUGCAUUCAGUGUUUCUGUGUAUGCCUGCUGGAGGACCUUCAGACGGCGGAUAAGUACUGUAUGUUUCGUUGUGCCUCAUAUUUGUUUUGUAAAAGUAAAAUGUAUUUUACUAAUUGCACAAGACCAAAAAAAAAAGAAAAAGAAGAAACUAAAUAAUAAACUAAUAGACGACUGAAACUAUGCAAAGCAAA
Molecule: messenger RNA, 2259 nt
Organism: Xiphophorus hellerii (green swordtail)
Lineage: Eukaryota; Metazoa; Chordata; Actinopteri; Cyprinodontiformes; Poeciliidae
Gene: wipi1
Product: WD repeat domain, phosphoinositide interacting 1
Exons: 13
Coding region: 255-1589 (444 amino acids)
Molecular function (GO): protein binding
Source: RefSeq, a predicted model, not a curated record